AUGACCCUCCACACCAAAGCGUCUGGAAUGGCCCUGCUGCAUCAAAUCCAAGGCAACGAGCUGGAGACCCUGAGCCGCCCGCAACUCAAGAUCCCCCUGGAGCGGCCCCUGGGCGAGGUGUACGUGGACGGCAGCAAGCCCGCCGUGUACAACUAUCCCGAGGGCGCCGCGUACGACUUCAACGCCGCGCCCGCCGCCUCCGCGCCGGUCUACGGCCCGCCCGGCCUCCAAGCCAUUCCCAACACCUACUUCCCCCCUUCCUCUCCAUCCCAGCUAAGUUCCAGGGCUUUAGGUUUGAAUUGCGCUCCUCAGAAGAGCAAUACAAGAAUUGAAUGA
This is a messenger RNA of Suricata suricatta (meerkat), 336 nucleotides long. Its product is annotated as estrogen receptor-like. The transcript has 2 exons. Lineage: Eukaryota; Metazoa; Chordata; Mammalia; Carnivora; Herpestidae. Gene Ontology annotation, molecular function: DNA binding; steroid binding; nuclear estrogen receptor activity. The record is from RefSeq and is a predicted model, not a curated record. Gene Ontology annotation, cellular component: nucleus. Bases 1 to 336 code for a protein of 111 amino acids. Gene Ontology annotation, biological process: regulation of DNA-templated transcription; steroid hormone receptor signaling pathway.